GCAACAUUGAUAAUAACAUUUCUUUUUUUUUUGUUUAUGACGUUUAAUAAUAAUUACAAAAAAUAUAGAAAAAGUAUAAUUACGUGAUGAUUUACUUUCAUAAUAUGUGAUGUGUUAAAAACUAUUUGUUAAUUAUUGAAACUGUAUCUUAGGUUAAAAUUGUUUUAACGAUUUCAAAAUGGGAAAAAACAAAAUGAUAGCGAAGAGCUGUCCGAAAUGCGAAUUACAGGUAGCUGUUGCGUCGAAGUCGUGUAAAUGCGGCCACACGUUCUUCGCAGCGAGGCGCGCAGCCGACACUCUGCCAGCUGUUGAAGAUAUCAAACGCAGAACCGGUAGAGUGAGGCGUUCGCAGCCACAGUUUUACGACGCGCAGCACUAUCAGAAACAGAAGAGAAAGUCACCGAAGAAGAGGAUAAUAUCAAAAACGUACAGCGAUGAAGAUUACAAGGGGAAGGGAAAAAUCGAAAGUGGUAUGUUUAUUUCAACAGCGCGGGCCAGACGUCGUCGUGCCCUCCGUAGAGCCCAGAGGGAGCCCCCCCAGGUCGACAGAACGAGGGAUCCGACCCCGCAGCUCAGGCCGGCACAGCUAGCUCGGUGUAGAUUGAUCUUAUCUGAGAUUAAUAGGAAAAUGCGCGCUGUUACGUGGCAACCGCCAACGGACGGUUAAAAAUGUAAAUUUUAUUAUGAUAUUUUAAUAUUAAAUUAAUUAUAAAUAAAUCUAUAUUGUAUAAAGUUACAUAAUAUGAAGAAAUAAAAUCGAUUAUUUCUAUAUAUCGAUUUCAUUUUUAUCGAUUUUGUAUAAAUAUAUAAAUAUUUUAUUUGAAAGUGUUUUUUAAAAAAAAAAAUCUGUUAUAAACAACAAUAAGUCUAAGUAAUCUGUAUUAUUUUAUAUAAAUUGAAUCAAUUAUUUACCAUUUCGUAAAUACAGACAGACAGUCGAUUCCAAUGGGAAGACCAGUAAAGAAAAACAAACCACUUUGAUCUAGACAUGCCAUCAGUGGAGCUCAAAUUAACUAUCCUAUUCAUUGUGCAUUUUUUUUAUAUAACCUGGUUUAUGGGCCCAUAUGUCCCCACUCCACCUGAUGCUAAGUGGUAGAGGAGUUCAAACGCAAAACGUCAGUGUCGAAGUGAUAACUUAAACUAAGUUGAACUAUUUAAUAUUGAAAUUUGACAAAAGCUUAAGUUGUUACUUAAAUUUUAUUUAUGUAUAUUAAUAUGGUGCUUACCGCUGCCGUUUGCGCAAAAUAAAGGGAAGCCUGUCUAGACAGGCGCCGUAACGCGUUACGUAACGAAGCGGUUUACCCAUCCCAUUAGAAGUUAUCGCUUCAAAAAUUAAGGUAUUUGGAAGUGAAAUGAAAGUACUGCCGAAGUUCUUAUGCCAAGUGGUUAAGUGGAAUAGAAUUGUAUUAUAUAAAGAUAUAUUAAUCGAGAACUGUUUAUAGUGUACAAUAUACCAGAGAUAUAGGCAAGUCGCACGGAAUAUGUAAAUCUAAGGUUUGUUUAUCUUUCCUCCUCUUGAUAUUGGAAUAGUCUUGUGAUUUAUCGACAAUCACAGAUAAUAAAAAUUGAACGAAUAAAUGUAUUAAAAUAAAAAACGGAAAAGUAUCGAGAACGAAUUUAUUAUAUGUAAUUAGUUAUUAUAAUUAAUUUUAAAUUUACGAUCUCGUUUAUAAGUUUAAUUUUUAAUGUUUAAUGAAAUAUUUUUUUAGUCUGUCAACAUUAAAUUUAUU
Vanessa tameamea is the source of this 1730-nucleotide messenger RNA. RefSeq names its product UPF0547 protein C16orf87 homolog. The transcript has 4 exons. Bases 179 to 667 code for a protein of 162 amino acids. Lineage: Eukaryota; Metazoa; Arthropoda; Insecta; Lepidoptera; Nymphalidae. The record is from RefSeq and is a predicted model, not a curated record.